CCCAUAAUAUUCUGUUCAUUGGCUUGUCGGCUUGUGUCGUUCGCUUGCAUUGCGCCUUCGCUUCAUUGGGAGGUGCGCACCAGUGGACAACAAUCACAGGUGUUGACCCUCACCUUAUGGGUUCCCCCCCAGUUCCCGUCUGCUGGCACGCAUCUCGCCUCAGCUGAAGCGGAAGGCUUGAUGACCGAAAAUGGCAGCCACGGAUGCAGUAGUGUGCGUCAGAGACGACUCGUCUUCGUCGAGCGAAGUAGAGGUCCUGCGUGCCAACCUGCGUGAUGAACGUGCGGCUUGCGUGUGGGUGGAGCAGUAUGGCUUGCGCACCAACACAUCGUGGAUUGUAGAUUCUGUCAAGUCGACAAAGCGAUGUCAAAGGAUGGUGCUCCAUAAGACGUGGUGCUGCAAGCAACACAGGCGCAACAAGUCACCCGCGAAGCCUAGGGUGGACUGUCCGGCCAAGAUCGACAUAAAGAUUAAAACAAUAAACCGCCACACGAGGAGGACGGACCCAUUGUUCCUUCGACGAGACAUUCCGCUGCCUGCAGUGAUCAAGCUGCGCCAUCACAAGGAGCAUUCGCACAGCACAGAGUCUGCGGAUGCACUUCGUCGUCUCACUCCCUUGUCGGAGACGAAGAGGACGUUCUUCGGCUAUUUCAACGACGGAAUGUCUCCAGCCAAAGCCAUCAAGCUGCACGAAAGCAAGCUUCUUGCGCACAAGGAAGGCCUUGCCCUGCUUGCCAACGCCGCCGUGAACCCCUUGCCUUCGGCCGUGUACUAUUGGCAGAAACUUUGGCGUGAGGGAUACUGUGGCAGGGACGUGGAACCACUCGAGAAGCCUGCGGAGAGGGUGCCCGUGGACGUGCAACCAGGUUGA
Ixodes scapularis (black-legged tick) is the source of this 871-nucleotide messenger RNA. RefSeq lists its product as uncharacterized. The record is from RefSeq and is a predicted model, not a curated record. The transcript has 5 exons. NCBI's taxonomy places the organism in Eukaryota, Metazoa, Arthropoda, Arachnida, Ixodida, Ixodidae. Bases 191 to 871 code for a protein of 226 amino acids.